AUGGCUUCGGUUCAAGUUUCUCAACAGGCAGAGUUUGCAGCUAAACUCCCAGCUGACCCAAAGACACCACCAGCAGUCUCGGACGGAGCUUCAACACAGCUCUUGGCGGGCCAACACACCUUGCCAGCAAGCUGGUGGCACUCGGAAAAGAUCUUUGCCUUGGAGAAGCGGGCCAUUUUCCAUAAAUCGUGGCUCUUUUGCAUCCAUGCGUCCCGCUUUGCUAACGCGGGCGACUACUACACGUUCAAUGUCACUGGCAUAAACUUUUUUCUCAUCAAGUCCAAGACGGAUGGCCAGAUCAAGGCGUUCCAUAACGUAUGCCGUCAUAGAGCUUACCCCGUGGUGAGAAAGGAAAAAGGCACCAGCACGGUGUUGGGCUGCAAGUACCAUGGAUGGAGUUACAACGCUGAUGGUAAGCUAAACAAGGCUCCGCAUUUCGACAAUGUUGAAGGGUUUGUCAAGGAGGAGAACUCCUUGUUCCCCAUCAACACCCACGUCACUCCUCAGGGCUUGGUCUUUGUCAAUUUCAGCAGCAACCCCAUGCCUUUCCAGGAUUGGUACUCGGGCCUCACUGAAGAAUUGAAUGAGUUUGACUUUGGUGACUAUGAAUACCACAUGAGCUAUGAAUUGCACGGCGAUUUCAACUGGAAGACCUUGAUGGACGGAUACCAAGAAUGUUACCAUUGUCCCACGGCUCACCCCGGUUUGAACUCUGCAUUCAAGAUGGAGACUUAUAAAGUGGUGCCCAAGAAUAGAUAUUGCCGUCACUAUGCUGCGAUUGUGCGAAACGAACCGGAGGCUAAAGAAGAGCCUGUUGAAGCUGAACAAGAGAAAUCAUCAUCGUGGUUUGGAUUCGGCAAAAAGCCACCUCAACAACAAGCAAGUACAAAGACGGCUAAAGCAGCCAAGGCCAAUCCCGGGGGAGAGUUUGAUGGAUUAUGGGUCUACUUGUACCCAAACAACGGAGUCAACUGCUACUCCCCCGCAUGGUACUCGAUCCGCGUCUUGCCCUUGAGCGCCAAAAAGACAACGUUGCAAUACGACAUUUACACCAAAAAGGGCCUCGACGAGAAAUCAAAGAGGGAGUUUGUCGAUUUCUUGCAGUUGGUUGAAAUCGAAGACUUUGAUCUUUGUCAAUUGACUCAGCGUAAUUUGAAUGAAGGCAUUUACAGCUCGGGCUACUUGCAUCCGCAAAAGGAAAGAGGCGUGUUGUACUACCAGGGCCUAGUGCGUGAUAUGAUUAAGGAGCAUUUGGAGUUGGAGAAAAAGAAUGGCGGUCCCGUCGAUCCAGCUGUGGUCAAAGCGAACCCCAAGAACAAAGAUAUCCAGGAAUUGGAGGCUAUAUGUGACUCUGUCGAUUGCGGCAGCUCGAGCGGUGGUGAAAUGGACUGGUGA
Messenger RNA from Lodderomyces beijingensis, 1395 nucleotides. The record is from the annotation of a GenBank genome assembly. Lineage: Eukaryota; Fungi; Ascomycota; Pichiomycetes; Serinales; Debaryomycetaceae.